AUUGGUGUUUAGUAACUAUAGAGACUAUGGCGAGAUCAUGAAAAGUACUUUUGCAUCCUCACAUUUUGACGUUUGAGAUUCCGUGACGUUCCACCAUCGUUCGUCUGGAGAGAGAAACAUCUGGCCCAGGCCCUCAACAUCUUCAACACUCUCACAAUCCAUCGACAACACAACACCGUUCGCGAUACAUGAUCACCUCCCACCUAUGAUGACGUCUUCAGCGGCUGGCUCAACGGCCUUCUUCAUCCUCUCCCUCCUCACGAUAUGCGGUCUCGUCCUGCUCGUCCUGCGCUACUACCUCCCGCUGCGCACCACGCCCGCCUACGUGACCGUCCCCGUCUUCCUCGCCAUCGCGCUACCAGCCAGCAUCGUCGUGCUCCUCCCCAUCGAUCUCGCGAGCAGCGCAGGCACGGAUACGGAGGCUGCGCGCGGCAUAUGGCUCUCCGACACGGUCGUGUACAAGUCAUGGCGCAUCAUCUACUGGCUCACGUUUGCGCUGACAUGGGCCAUCCUGCCCAUGCUGGGCGAGUACUGCGACUCUGGAUACCGCGAACCCAAGGCUAGGAUGAUGUAUGCGCUGCGGAGCAAUGGGCGGUACUGGCUUAUUGUGCUUGGGUGCACAGUGUUUGGGUCGAUUUAUCUGAUCUGGUUCAAUGGAUUCGAGUUGGAUACGUUCAAAAGUAUAGCCAUGGCGCUGGCGUAUACGUGGGGUCUUAUACUGGGCAUAUACCUUAUGGGCCAUGGGCUUGUGGCAUUCCCAAGAACUUUGAGGAGAUAUGCGAGCAUCAGUCAUCGCCUAAGAUCGAUUCAAAGUCAGGCGCCCAAGGUUCACGAUAACCUUACCGAGGCGCUGGAGAAGCUGGAGGGAUAUGAAGGUCAGGUUGUGCAACUUAAGCAAAGGAAGAAUGCCACAACGAGGGAGUUUCAAGAGUGGAUUGAUGAGCUGGCCGAGAAGAGCAAUUUGCCUGAGAGCAGGGUGGGCAAUGCAAGGACAACGACAAUUCCGCCCGUAAUCACAGAGAGAUAUCUCGCAGACCUGACGAGGAAAUUGAAACGAGCGCGCCACGCCAAAUGUCGCUUCGAAAACGAAUGGGAUAGAACCGUUCGCAAAGCAGUCCGUACCCAAGCCAUCCUCGACUCCAAAGCCAGCAAACGCCUUGAAUUCAGCGCCGCAGCAAGAGGUCCACUGGACCGUGUGACGCUUCUCACACCGUAUAUGCGCUACAACCUGCACGUCCACGUUAUCCCCUCGCUCACCUACGUUCUUUGGGUCUUGACAAUCUGCGCGUCCACUGCAAUAGUGUGGUCUGAAUGUGUGCGUGAACUCCAAGAAAUUGGUGGCCACAAGCUUUCUUUGAUCGGCUACACCGUCAUGUCUCGCCACUCCUCGUCACGCUCCUCGAUCGGUUUCGGUGGACAACUCAUCGCCGCUAUGUGGUUAUGCUACAUGUGCAUUUGCGCCUUCUUCUCGCUCACCGAAGUCGUCACUUGGCGCAGCAGAGCGCUCGUCAAACGCAACACAUACCAAGAAAGCGCGACGUGGUACGGUCUUCAAGUUGCCAAAUUGACUGUUCCGCUGAGCUACAAUUUCUUGACCCUGACUGAUCCACCCGUUUGGACGCAAACCCAGUUCCAGAAGUUCUUGGGAAGGUUAAUCGAUCUGUCACCACUAGGGAAGGAGUUCUCAGCUUUCUUCCCCAUAUUCAUCCUCGUUCCCGUACUGGCUACGACGUUUGGCCUGUACGGUAAAGCGAAGAACAUCUGCGGUUUCGGUGACUUGCUAGACGACGAGGAGGAUACAGCGGAAGGCGGUUAUGCAGGCACUGGCUCAUGGCGCGAAGGCCGCGCACUCAUCGAGCGCGAGUUACAAGGCGCGAGCGGAAACGUGCUCGGCUUAUCGCAACGCCCAGUAACCUCUACCUCCCCACCAGCAGCAAGCUACUCAGACACUCCUCCCGCCCCAAUUGCGGAAGCUAGCACGCAACGCGCACGCCCGGAGCGUCGCAGGCCGCUCAUCGAAGACGACGAGGACACAGGGAACUUCUUUGAGAAUUUCGGCGCGAAGGUCAAAAAUACACUCGAUACUACGGACUUUUCAUUCAAGAAACCGAAGUGGAUGGGCGGUGAUGAUGAGGAUGAGGUGGUUGCUGGAAGGAGCAGUAGAGCGCAGGAUAGGAGUCAGGGAUUCAUGAGUCUUUUUGGUGGUCGGCCUGAGGAGGGAAGGGUACGGUUGUGAGAGCGUAAAUGUUGGAUAUGGGCAUUGUGCGGCGUUUUGGGGAUAUACUUAGAUGGGUGUAUGGGCUUGGUAUAGAUUUUGUGGCUGUGUUUUAGAUGGUGUAUAUCCUAUCUCUGUGUGACCC
Molecule: messenger RNA, 2360 nt
Organism: Dothidotthia symphoricarpi CBS 119687
Lineage: Eukaryota; Fungi; Ascomycota; Dothideomycetes; Pleosporales; Dothidotthiaceae
Exons: 1
Coding region: 206-2236 (676 amino acids)
Cellular component (GO): membrane
Source: RefSeq, a predicted model, not a curated record